UUGAAGGGAUUUUAUAUAAAAAUAAUAACAAUAUGGAAACGACAUAACUUUUGAGUCGAUGUCAGUGUGAACAUGUUUUUAAAGGUGAAAUUGAAACAGUGAAUCAUCAGCAAUGGCUUCCAAAAGGUUGAUUUUCGCUUGGGCGGUGUGGCUCGCGUUGCCCCUGGCAACGGGCCAUCUUAACGUGCUUAUCAGCCAGGCUGAAGUUAUGAAACUCUUAGGUUUGGACGCGGAACUUUACUACGUUCGUGAAGGUGUCGUGAACACGUAUGCUACUGGUUUUAUAGUACCCGUGCCCGCUCACAUCACCGACUUGGAGUUUAUGUGGCAGGCUCUGGGACGGAAACCGCUGCCGUACGUGAUAAGUAUAGACUACGAGAGUCGGGGCGCCAUGUUGCCGCCGCAAGUCAAUAUAUCGGAGCGGGGGUACGUGCCCACCACGUUACAGACUUUUAGGGUCCGUUUGCCGUGCACUGGUUCAAGGAGUGCCGAAAUCCUUGUGACCAUGCAAGUAAAUAUUUCAGCACCGGAUCGUGCACACAAAGAUGUACGGCUGGUGUUUAAGAGAAACAAAAUUUGUUUGAAAGGUUUAUCAACGAUCAUACAGCACAAUGAUACAGCUCGAUUGGCUGGUGACGCGAGCAGCACUUCCGGUGGAGUACUUUUUGCUGCAGGUGGAUGUGCCGCUGCUGCACUAGCACUCCUGGCAGGAGUAGCAGCAGCUGGCACAUUAUACCGGAGAGGCAAUAAAGCUCGACAUCACGACUCUAUACACACAUCAUAUACCACAGCGGCUUAUGGGAGUCAUCAGAACGUGUUGCUUCGUCUGGACACGCUGGGCAGGCCGCCUAGCUCUACCGGCUCUUACGCUACCAUCGCCAGCCUUCAUAAGUUUCCUUUCGAUUUAGAAAAUCACUGUCAAACAGGCAGUCGAAGAUCGCCUUCACCGUAUGCAACGACACACAUCGGUGAGCACAUCUACGCGAAGCCGGAAUCCCGUGUGUCGUAUUAUGCUGCUUCAAACCUUACCCAUGUGUCACAGCAAACCAUAGCGAAGGAUCGCAUUACGGAACCAGCUGAUCAACUGCGUUAUCUGACCACCCCUCGAUCCAACAUCCGCCUUGAAAUAUUGGUCCAAGAAGGUACCUUCGGCAGAGUUUAUAAAGGGGUGUUCAAAAGAGGUGAUACCUAUGAGGAAGUGCUCGUGAAAACUGUGUCUGAUGCGGCUUCAGCGAUGCAAGCAGCUUUACUGCUAGCGGAGGGUCUUAGAUUAUGUGGUUUGGUGCAUUCUAAUGUGUUGACCCCGAUGGCUGCUUGCGCGGAAGAAGCCAGGAAGCCCCUCCUUGUAUAUUGCUGCGUGUCGCACUCUUCUAAUCUGAAAAGGCGAGUGUUACAAUUACAGCAGAAAGACCUGUUCCUUACAUCCUGUCGUCUCGGGCACCAAGCCGCGCCCGCGACUCGUGAGCUAGUCGAUCUCGGAGCACAGAUCGCCUGCGGGUUAGCUUACUUACACGUGCAACGAGUCAUCCACACAGAUGUUGCUACCAGGAAUUGCAUAGUGGAUGAAAAGUUGAGACUCAGGAUUACAGACAACGGGCUGUCCCGGGAUUUGUUCCCGGAUGAUUAUCACUGUCUUGGGGACAAUGAAAAUAGACCGGUUAAAUGGAUGGCGCCAGAGUCUCUUUUGCAAGGACAGUGCACGACCUCGUCUGAUGUGUGGUCAUUGGGAAUAACACUAUGGGAAUUAGCAACGCUUGGAGCGGCUCCUUUAUCAGAAUUAGACGCAGCCGAUGUUGGGGCCUUUCUUAACGGAGGCUAUAGACCUUCCCAACCCCAUAAUUGUCCCGAUGAAUUGUAUGGCUUAAUGUCAUGGUGCUGGACAACUUCUCCUUCAGCUCGCCCCACCGCUCCACAACUUUUGGCCGCCCUACACGACUUUCGACAAGCACUCAGUACUUAUAUCUAACAUGUCUCUACAACUUUUACAAUUCAUUUCUUAUCUUCCCCGCACAGGCAAAUCUUCUCAUUGCUUUCUUCUUUGUUUAUCUAAUUUAGAAGAUACCGAUGUGCCUACCAAAUAUUUUUACAAUUAUUUAUUUUAACAAAAAUAUUCAUACCUCAAAUAUCAAAGGAUAAUUUACAUGAAUCGAUAUUAUUUAUAAUUAUUUAAAUAAAAAAUACAUGAAGUCCGAUCGGAUCCAAGGAUACAGACUGUAUAUUUUUUAAAAUAAAAGUGAUAUGGUAAUUGUAAGUAGAUUAAUAUAUAAUUUCCUAUGUAGUGAUAUGUGUUUAUGUAAACAACUUAGAUAGAACUGAUGAUGGAUUCUUAGAAUUCGUAAACAUGAAAUACAAAACGGAUCGUAUUAUAAGGAUAUCGAUAUUAUUUGAUUAUUCUGUACUGUCAAAUAAUCAAUAUUUAGUUCAUAAACAUUCAAUUUGGAAAUUAUUAAUUCUAAAAAUCUAUAUGUAAUACGUAAGUGUAUAUAAUACAACGUACAUACGUCAGUAUAUUAAUCUUAUUGUACGAAUAAUAAGUCGAUGCGAAACGGAAUUAAUUUUUAUGGAAGACUUAGUGUUUUGUAUUAGUAAAUUUAAAUAUUCGAUGGUAAGAUAUUUUUAAGAUAGGUUAGAGUUCCUGAGGACAUUCAAGUCCGUCCAGGCCUGCUAAAGGAUCAACACCAAAACAGUAGUGAGUAGUGGUAUUACUGCGGAAUGACUUCCAGGGAUUAUUCAUAUUGAAAUCAAGACAAUGUAAAAAACCGAUAAAAUAUAUUGGCUGUAAAAUAAUUCACAUAUCCAGUUUAAUUUAAAGUGAAAACGAACGUGUAAAAAAAACAACAAUUAAAUUCCAAGAAAAUAAUCUCUAGAGGCCGGAAUAAGCGUAAUCCGCGAACAAGAAGUAAUUGUCUAUUAACCACAAUUUAUAAAUCUAUAUUUAUGUAAUCCUAAUGUAUGAUAAUGUAAAUAUUUGUCACCUGUUUUAUAUAACACUUUUACCGGCUUCCACAAAGCGCUAGCGGGUGCGGCUGUCAAAGUGACAGCGAAGUUUCAAAAAAAUGUUACGUCACCGCGUCCAUGUCGUUCCGCGCUCGUUGGUCGCGUUUAAAAACGGUAAGUAUAAAAAAUCGUGGUAGUUUCAAUCGAUUUCGAAUUUAUGGUUAUAGAUGUUAUCAUCGUCGUUUUUCAUAGAUAAUGUCUACGAGUAACGUGCUUAUUUCCGUUUAGCCUUUUAAUGUGUUUAAUUAUUUUGAUGCUCUUUUCCUCUACAAGAGUAAGUGAUCCUGCUUUUUAUUACUAGCGCAUUUUAAUAACAUUCUUAUAAAACAUGUUGUCGGGACAGUUGCAAUAGUGUGAAAAUGUAACAAGUUAUUUAUCAACAAGGUUCUCAGUAAUACUUUACAACGCAUUUUUAUUAUUGUUAAUUUAUUCGUAUACAAUUGGUUACAAAGAUAAAUGCAAGAUAUUGUUUAAAGGUUUUUAUGUAUUUAUUAUAUCAAGUAAACGCGUUAUGGAUCAUACAGGGUGUUUAACUCUAGGCAUUUCGAGCGAUUAGACUUUUAAUUGCAAUUAUUUCGCGCAUUAGCAUUAAGGUUGAUGUUUUGUAAUCUGUACAUCGCUGUUUGUAUUUUCAUGUCUAUUAUAUACAGUAUGAGGGGUCUUACUACAAAUCAAGUUGCCAAAGAACACGCCUAGUAGAAUUUAGACAGUGAAUCUUAUUUCUCAAUUAAAAUGGGUGAUUUUGGUCCUUUUGUAGUAAGACGGUGAAAAUAUUUUUUAGGAUAUGCAAUAGAUCGCUAGAAGCGCUAUCUAAAUAUAUGUCCUAUUUUGUAUAACAAUUAUGAAAUAACCAAAGAACUACGUAGAACUUUUUGAUCUUAAUAGGUAAUAAGUAAAACUCAAUUUAUAUGUGACUAGUUAUAAAAUUGCACGGUAAAGGAAUCCGAUGGUAGUGUUUACAAGAAAUAUCUUUUAAAAUACUCAUAAUAUGUUAAUAUAUUUUAUUCUGUUUAUUCGGAUUGGGGAAUAAAGCGCAAAAUAAAUAAAUUUAUUCAUACGUAUAUAUGUUUGUACAUAGUUUUUUCUAUAUCAAUCGAUUUGUUUCACUUUGUACUGUACUGUAACAUCUAUUAUAUUUAAAAAACGAAUGAUCUGAAGUCGCAUUUGUAUUACUAUCAAUUAAAGUUAAAUGUUUAAAAUAUAAAGUAAUUGUCAUAGUAGAAAUAAUCCCGUUACUAGUAAUAUAUACUUCUGGU
This is a messenger RNA of Danaus plexippus (monarch butterfly), 4253 nucleotides long. RefSeq names its product tyrosine-protein kinase Dnt-like (gene Drl-2). The coding region runs from base 113 to 1966 and encodes 617 amino acids. The record is from RefSeq and is a predicted model, not a curated record. Gene Ontology annotation, molecular function: ATP binding; protein kinase activity. Gene Ontology annotation, biological process: positive regulation of kinase activity; axonogenesis; multicellular organism development. The transcript has 13 exons. Gene Ontology annotation, cellular component: signaling receptor complex. Lineage: Eukaryota; Metazoa; Arthropoda; Insecta; Lepidoptera; Nymphalidae.